AUGUCCUGUCAUUCCAGAAUAUUUCAAUUCAAGUAUAUACCAUAAAAAGGACGUGAUACUUUAAUGUGCAGCCUUAGUGAAUAAAGAUGAUUUAUUCAAAUCAACAGUGACAAGUAUUUUCAUCAAAAAAUAUUUGAGAAAUGGCCAAAUGUCAGAAUUUUUUUGUUAUAAUGGUACUUAGUAAUAUAUGUUUCUGUAGAAUUCCAUAGAAAGAAGAAUUACAGAAAUUCAACGUCAACUGGAACAAGAGAAAUACAACGUUCGCCAGGAGAAACGGAAUGUGGCACAGCUGCAACGCCAGAUGGAGAAUAGUGAAGACUUAAGAGCAGAAUUGGAGAAAGAAAAAAUGCAUCGGCAAGAGGCAGAAGCAUGUCUGAGAGAGGUCCGAUCCCAGAAUGAGCAUUGCAGAGCUCGAUUAGCAAGUCUGGAAGAAGAUUUUCAAAAAAUGGAAGAAAUGGUUAAAGAUAUACUACAGUUCAAGUCUCGUAUAGACCAGUUGAAACAUGAAAAAUCUUCUCUUUCCUUAGCAUAUGAAAACAAAAUCAGGAAGUAUCAGACAUGUUUGGCUUCUCUGGAAAAAGAAAAUUUCAUGCUUUUGAAUGAACUUCAGAGCUUAGAAGUUUCAAACAAAGACCAUGAGCAACAAAGGGAACAGUCGCUAUGUAGAAUUCUCAUAGAAAGAGUUGGGCAUCUAGAACAAGAAAAUAGAGCUCUUAUUAUGGAGAACGAACAACGACGACUACAGUAUGAACACUGUCUUGAUGAUGUUGCCAACCAGGUUGUUCAAACAUUAUUAGCACAAAAGGGCUUACAAGAAGAAUGUGGAAAACUACAAUGCAGAGUCCAGGAUCUGGAACAGCAGAACAAAGCUUUAACUGUCUUGUUUAAACGACAGCUAUAUCAUCAGGAUUUGCUGCAGAAAUCGUGUCCUACAUCCACUACCUCACCUGAUCAAGAAGACACUGUUGACAUGAUUUUAGCUGGCAGAUUGCAGAAUCUGGAGUUAGGACAAUCUAAUCAGAGCCCAAACAGGAGAACUGGUCGAUUCUCGCCCAGCCGCACUAGUCGUUCUGAAGAUAGUACAGACUCAUUGGCUAGUAUAUGUAGUGACUACUCAGUCAAGAGUGGAAACAGUGGAAGAAACGUUGUAUCAUAUCCAGGACUUCCCAGAAUGAGCUCGCCUCCUCAGUGGCUGCAAAACCAUUCUUCUAAAAUAGGAUAUAUUGCAAAACCGUCAAUUUCAAGUACAAGUGUUUUAGCAAAAUCCUUGAUAACAAGUACCACUCAUGAUCUUCAUAAUACAUCUAUGAUGAAAGAUUGGUCUGAUCUCGUUCCCCAACCUUCAUAUCAAGACUGUUACAACAGAGACGAAGUUUGUAAUUAUGCUUUUCAGGCAGAACAGAUGGAAUUAAGAGAAAUCCAUAAACUUAAGUCUCGUGAUGUUAAACAUGUGUUAGAAGAUAAAGCUCCGAAACUAUUAAAGAGUGAUAUAGCAAAUUCUAGUUUUUUAUUGGAUAAUUGCAGAAAUGAAAUAGAGCAGGUGGAGUAUAGUCAAAACAGUCAGAGGUUAUGUGUUAAUUCUGAGAGUCUUGAUACCAUAGAAACCCCCUCUGAAAAUCAUUUAACUUCAGAAAAUAUUCCUUAUCUCUCUUAUUCCCAGAAGUUAGUAGUACCAAAAGAGUACAAUAUUCAAUACGUUUCAAAUACAAGUCCUGGUGUACAAGUUACUGCUGCUCAAAAUGCUGAACUUUAUUGCAGCUCAUCAAUAAACAAAUAUACUUCUUGUCUUUCACAUCUUCAGUAUAAUUAUCCUGCUGUAAUGUCUAGUAAGUUAGUCUCAUCACAUAAUGAUACCUAUAAGUCAGAGCCUAGCAUUCCACAACCCACUACCAUAAAUAUAACUCCUCAGUUUCAUUGUGAUACUCCACACAGUUUUAGUUUCCCUGCCUUAGGAUACACACUUAACAAUACUUGUGGAAAUGUUUAUGAAGAAAUGGAUUUACCCACUUUCUUGACUGAAAAAUCAAACAGAUCAAGGUUUUCUGAAAGUUCAGAAUACUUGGCUUCUCCAGGUAAAAACAGUCUCCUUGAAAAUUGGUACACAGGUGGAAGUAGCUCAAUGAUAAAUUACCUAGGAGAAGAAUGCACCAAUACUGUGAUUCGAAGAGGUCAGGGAGACCGUGAGACAAUAGGCAAUACAGAAUAUUGUGGUGAGCUUGAAAAUUCACACAAUAUCAACUUUUCAAGAUUUAAAACAGAACUCCAAUCUAACUCUUAUGAACUUUCUUCAACUCCACACUUUCCAUCUAUAAAAAAAUGUCUAAAGAUUGACAAGGCAUUAAAGCAAGAUUCAAAAGCAAUGGACCAACCAAACAUAACCAAUCGGACACCUGAGAAACAAUGUUCCACGUCUUCCAGCACUGAUAUCGUAUUAACAAAACAUGGUGGAAAGGAUGACGGUUAUUCCACAAUGUCCAGUGAUGUACAAACAGAAAUAAAUGCAAACAAAACCUCAUCUGAAAUGAAACCAGACCCAGCAGUAUACUCAGAAUCAGGUCAUCAAAACCCUGGAAUCAGUACAGUAGAUUUAGAUUCCAUAAUGGUGUCAUCAUCUGACAGUGGUUUAGGAUUACUCCAAGGUUCGCAGAGUCAAAGACAUCUAUCAGAAAACACCGAAGAUGGAUGUUUGGGUUUUGAACAAGACUCUGAUAGUUUACAAAUUCAAAGUGAAAAGCUUGUCUCCUCAGACAAGAAUUCAUCAAUUAGACUUUCACCUAAAGGUGAUGAUGAUGAAGAUGGGGUGCAUUUUGAUAGUGGUCUUGGAGACUCACCCUUAAUUCAUCAAUUCUCAUCCUUCAGUGAACUAGAUGAGAAUUCUCCACAGUCUAACCAGUCACAAUUUGACCCUAACAGUAAUAAAAUUCUACGUCUGCUUACACCUCAGGGAUUUAAGGUUGGGAGAAACGAUACAAGAUGGGUAGCUAUGUCAGACCAGUUAUCUACAGCUUGCCAAGUUGAAACUGCAGAAAAAGCUACUUCAAUUGACCUGCAAUAUUUAGCAGUGGAUCUUCUUAGCGACAGUAGUUUCUCUGUGUCUUCUAUUGGAAGUGAUAGUCGAUCCAUAACAUCAAAAGGUCAGGUGAUGAAAAAAGAAAAGAAGUUAGUACACAGAGAAACUCAGGUAGAACUUAACCAAUCUUCUGGUUCAGAUUCUUCUUUUGGAACUCAAAACAGAUGUACCAGUCAAAAAGAAACAAAUUGUAUUUCUAGUACAGAAGAAGAAUGUAUUCAGAAAGCACAUGGCAAAAAUAAUAACUAUCAAAAUUCACACUGCAACUUAUAUCCAAUUUCUAAUUAUUUUCAAAAUUGUUUUUAUCAGAAAUGUCACCAAACCUGUUUAGAAUGGCUUGUAGACCCAGUAGAACUCAGUUUUUCCAACAUAAAAAGAGUUGCUUCGGACACAUGCCUUUAUGUCAAAGAUCAGGCUGAGAGCAUUCUGCAAGAUCUUAAGAAGUUAGCUUUCGUUGAUGGUCAAGAAAGGCUAAACUUCCGGCCACUUGAACGACACAUGUCUGCUCAGAAUAUUUUUCGAUCUCCUCCAGUCACUUCCUCACGUUUCCUGCCAGCUUUACAAUGUCGAGUUUUGGUGAACCAAGGACAAGGUAACAUGCAAGACAACGAUCAGCUGAUUUCUGCAGAAAAACAUGGUCAGCAAUGGAACAAGCAUGAACAUGUACCCACACUUAGUGCAUCUCUUACCUCUGUUCAGUCAUCUGACUCAGAACAUUGUAGCUGUGAAGAGUAUGAGAAGCUUGGUGCAACUAGUUUAAAGUGCUCAAGAGAUUACGACUUGAGUUCUGGAAGUGAGGAUGAGUGUUAUUUACGUGACCAUCAGGAUUUUGUUCAUCAGUGGCUCCAGCAAGAUUGCUCCCAGCUACAAGAAUCAAUUAAGGAUGUGUAUACAGAUAAUGAAGAAAUUGGCAAAUGGACUUUUCAGUUGUCCUUGGAGGAUGUCACUCAACCUGUUAAUAAGUUUUGUGAUAGUUGGUUUCAAAUUCCUCUUUUCAAGGAACCCAGAAGGGAAACGUAUCAAGGAAGAAUACAAAAAGAAACCAUUGCAGAUGAUCAUUUCUUGAAAGAUGCAUGGAAUUAUGCUCUAUUGUCAAGUGGUGUUUCUCAGCAAACAAUACUUACGUCAUUAGCUACAUCUAAAAACAGCAGUGCUCCCAAACUGACCAACACUCCAAAACUGAAAGAAAUUAAUGAAGAUAUCAUCAAUUUCUCUUGUAAUUAUAAAAAUAUUAAAGACUCUUUGCAAAAUAUUUCACAAAGUACUAAGAAGUUUGGAGUUUUGUUUAAUGGACAUAUCAAUAGGAAUGUGGACUCUUCAAUGAUUUUUCCAAGUUUUUCACUUCCAAAUCUAAAAUUUAUCUUUUCAGACAGUUCUGAAAACCAUCAACAAAACAAAACUGACAAAUUAAGUGAAUCUGAGCAUUGUUUUUUUACUUAUAAAGAAGAAAUACAAGAGAGAGAACCUGAUGGUGAUGUAAAUAAAGAAGAAAGGUAUAAUAACCAAAAUUUGCACACUAACACUACAGAAUUUAUUAAGGACUUUUACAGAUUGUAUCCUCUGAGAUCAAUUAAAAGUCUGAGAGAUUGUCCCAAAAGUUUACCUACAUCUGAACAACCUAGCUCUUCAGAACAAUUAUUACAAAAACAGCCCACUAAAGAUUUAAAUGAUUCUAUAUCCAAAUUGCCCCUACAAAAACAGUCAUCUAAAAAUAUAGAUGAUUUCUGUUCCAACUUGCUGCUACAAGAACAGUCCACUAAAGGUCUAGGUGAUACUCUAUCCAACUUGUCACAGCAAAAACAGUUCAGUAAAGAUCUAGAUGAUUCUGUAUCCAACUUAUUGCAACAAAAACAGUUAUCCAACCUGUCAGUUCAGAAACAGUCCAUUGAAGAUCUAGAUACAAUUGCUAAAACUGUUCCAUUGCAAAAUGUUGAAUAUGCAUCUCAUUCCAAUAAAGAUACUUCCAUAGGAAUAGAGAAAGAUAAAGGCUAUUCUGAUUGUAGCUGCACAAAAAUAACACCUUUAGAAACAGAAAACAUAAAAAGGACAAAAACAUCGUCACUGAAGGUAAAGGAACUGAAAGAUUGUCUGCUUACAAAAGGAAAUAAUUCUGAAAAUGUAUCUAAAAAACAGCACAAGAUUCCUACACAAAACCCCACAAGUGAAGCUGUUCCCAAGGAUACAGAUGCUCAGAGUCUUAUCAGUGCCAAGGAGAAAUUACUUAGACAUGAUAAAACUAAAAUUCCAGUAAAAUUUAAAAGUCCAGCUUAUGAAAAAAGUCACAAAGAUAUUAGUUCAGUCAUUCGUAAUAAUUCCUUUGCAAAACAAGAUGUUCAUAAAAGACAGAAUAUAAAGGCAAAAGAUAUCAGUAUCAAGAAGUCGCAGUCUUCACAACAAAUAUUGAAAAACAUCAGACGAUCUCAUCAUCAAUUGAGUGACAAUGCAAGAAAAGAUGGCAAUGUGGAAAGUGGCAGGCCUCUUAAGAAAUCUUAUCAUAAUGAAAGAGAGAUGGAAAAAGAAAGAAAAGAUCAAAGGGUGUUUUUAAAAGAGAAAACAAUAAGUGAGACUAACACAAAUAGAAAAGAUAUGCAUGGAAGAUUGCGACACAGUAAACAAUCUGUUGGAAAAGAAUUUCAGCCAAAGAAAGAGCAAGAAAAGAGACAAUUGGAUAAUUUCAAGGAAUUGCCACUACCAAAAAAUUCUGUAACAUUGAACUUGGAAGAGGUGUUGAACUUAACUGUGGCAGAUAAAAUCCAGCAUUUUAGCACUCUUCUUGCACAGACUGAGAAAGAAAGAUUAUCUCUUAUUCUUCAGUCUGAGAUACAAUGUCCAAAAACAUUUCAAGAACACUUUAGUACAGAAUCUUCAUUUGGAAGAGAGAUUAAUGCUUGUAAUCAACAAAAAGAAGAAUCACAAAAUUCAGGGAAUAAAGAAGGCUGUGAAACAUCAUGGAUUCAUGUAGAAGCUGAUGUUGACCUCAGUGACCCCAAGGCUAGAGCCAACCUAUUGGAUUCAAUGAUUGCCAGUAGCAGCAGUAACAGCAGCGAUGAAGAAAAUAAUGGUGAUGAAGUACAGGAACACCAACACAAUCAACGGCUGCAUGCUCUUCAUAGAUUUCGCAGGCAGAAAAAGCGAGGUUUGUUCGUUUCCUCAGAUCGAGAUGCUGUAGUAAGUUUUAUACCGAAGAAUCGAACAUCUGUCAUAAAUGGUUAUGAUAUCUUCUACCGGUUUGGAGAAAAGGAAAGAGAGGCAGUUGCUUGUUUUGACUUUUUGGAUGAGUUUUCUACCUCUCCUAGUGAUGUUGGAUCUUCUGAAAUUUUGAGUGAAGAAAGGCGAUCGAUAACUCCAGUUAUUGGAAACAGCAUCAUGAUGCCUCAAGAAUCGGUUGAAACAUCCAAUAUACUACAUGAUUUUGAUAUAUCAAUGUCCAACCUUGCUCCUCUUGACAAUCUGAAUAUAGAAAGUGGUAACAAGAGGCUAACAGACAGCUGUGUGUCAUCCAUGACUUUUCUCUCACAAGAUGGAGAGUCAGUAGACCACAUUUCUUUCAGUGACUCUUGUGCAGAAAGUUAUUCGUCCUCAACUCAGAGUCUGAAUUAUGUGUCUUGAACAGGCUUCGUAUACCUUUAUUCAACAUCUGGUUUUGUGCCCAUUUCUUAAUGUUUUCUGGAUUUACAAUAAACAUAAGGUGUCUAUAAACAUAAUUAAUGAGUGAUAAGUUUUAUAUAGUUUUUGUAUCCAUGUAUUUUCCUUAAAAAAAUUAAACGAAAAACAUGAGAAGAGUAAGUUUACCUACAGAAAAAAAAAGUUGUGUCAAGUGUAAAACAAGACCAAGUAUUUGAUAGUUUUGUUAGUAGGUCAACUAACACUAGUUUUAUACCAUUAUGUGAAUAGCAGCAGUUCUGCUAUGUAUGGAAAAUAUUUAUGGUUAUUUAAAUGUGUAAGUAGUCAGUUAUCUGAAUUGUAAUUAUUUUGAUUGACAUAUUUUUAAAGAGUUUGGAGUCCUUUAACAAGUAACUCAUUUCCUAUUAUAAAAUAAGAUGUAUAUUGUAUUAUUGUUAGUUUUCAAUGUUGUUUCAGAUGUAAUAAUUUUUUGUUUUAGAUUUUCAAUGAUAAUUACUUGUGUAUUGUUUAAGCACAAAACCUGGCCCUUUUAGUAACUGCAAGAAAAAAUUCAGGCUAACUGAGAAUGUUCAACAUCAGUAAAUCAAUUUAUGGUUAUUUUAUGGAUGACUUUGAACUUUUGAUAUUAAAAGUUACGCUCUUGGAAUCUUUCAUAUAUUUCAUACAUAGGCAAUAAAUGGUGGUAUAGAUAACAGAAUAUACUGUAUAUACUCAAUAUUUUUCUGAUUAACACCAAACAAGCAAACUGUGAAUGUGUAAAGUAAAUUCGACUGAGCAUAACAAGAUGUGGUAACUAAUAAUUUUUUAAACCUAGAAAGUAUUUUCAUGGUCAAUAUCUUAGUUUUCAGAAUCAAUGCCAGGAAUAAAUUCUUCUUACAUGGUGUCUGAAAAAACAAAGUUUUUAGAUUAGGUCUGAAUUGAAGUGGUGUACACCAAAGAAAAAUGCUUUACUUAAUCCAUGCUUGUCUGGGUAACCAUUUCCCUUUCCUCUCACUACCUCCCAAGAUCCUUGUCUCCAUAUCAAUUUACUGUAUUUUCCUUUGAUGGAAAUAAAACUUAAUAAAAGU
Molecule: messenger RNA, 7761 nt
Organism: Limulus polyphemus (Atlantic horseshoe crab)
Lineage: Eukaryota; Metazoa; Arthropoda; Merostomata; Xiphosura; Limulidae
Exons: 14
Coding region: 302-6679 (2125 amino acids)
Source: RefSeq, a predicted model, not a curated record